UGACGUUCAGCUCAUCCUGAGCAAUCAUCUCCGUUAGAUGUCCCAGUGGGAGCUCCAUGAACUCCUCGGAUACUUGCGUCACCUCCUCAAAGUGGUGCAGGAUAUAAAGCCUUGUUUUCUGAAGGAACGCGGAGCAGCACUGCAUACAAAAUGAGUCUCCAACAGAAGAAAGAAGAAAAGGAGGAUGUUCAGACACAUAAAGCAGUAUCUCCAGAACCCAGCCAUGUGUCUGUGAAAAGUGACGAGUCCAUCAGGAUUAUUCCCCCUUUUUUCAGUGGUGAAGCAUCCACCUCUGACCCCGACACACCUGCAAGUCGGAAGAGGGCAAAAACAGAAAAGGAGAUAGAUCCCUCUGCAAGAGUGAAAAGGCCCAAUGUGGCCAGAUCAGUGACACCCUGUCUGACUCGCACUACAGAUUUUUACUUUCUGCCUGAUGAAGGUCUGACAGUUAAAGACCGACACAAAAGCAGCAUGAAGAAAAAAUAUGAGAGCUUACUCGAGGGAAUCAAACUAAAAAAGAAUCAAACCCUCCUGAACAGCAUCUACACACAGCUCUACAUGAUAGAGGGAGAGAGUGAAGGAGUGAAUGAAGAACACAAGGUUUUACAGAUGGAGAAAAUGGCCACAACACAAGACACUCCAAUCUAUUGCAAUGACCUCUUUAAACAACAACCAGAAUAUGAGAAAAAAGACAAAAUUAAGACUGUUCUUACUAAAGGCAUUGCUGGAAUCGGAAAAACCGUCUCUGUGCAGAAGUUCAUUCUGGACUGGAGCGAGGGAAAAGCCAAUCAAGAUGUAGAUUUCAUGUUUGUUCUUCCAUUUCGAGAGCUGAACUUGAUUAAAAAUCAGAAGUACAGUCUUCACAGACUUCUGCUGGACUUUCAUCCUGAAUUUCAAGGUCUGGACUUAAAGAUUUAUGAGGAGUGUAAAGUAGUGUUCAUCUUGGAUGGUCUGGAUGAAAGCAAAAUCACAUUGAGUUUUACAGAUGAUCUUAUAGUUUGUGAUGUGAAUGAGUCUUCAUCAGUGGAUGUGUUGAUGUCAAACCUCAUCAGAGGAGAUCUGCUUCCCUCUGCUCUCAUCUGGAUCACCUCCAGACCAGCAGCAGCCAAUCAGAUCCCCUCAAAAUACAUCAACCGUGUGACAGAAAUUCAGGGAUUCAGUGAUCCUCAGAAGGAGGAAUAUUUCAGGAAGAAAAUCAGUGAUGAGCAUCAAGCCAGCAGAAUCAUCUCACACAUUAAAAGAUCAAGAAGCCUCUAUAUCAUGUGUCACAUCCCCGUCUUCUGCUGGAUCUCAGCCACUGUGCUUCAAAAUCUCCUGAAACAAGAUCAGAGUGCAGAAAUCCCUCAAACUCUGACUGAAAUGUACAUUCACUUCCUGCUGACUCAGAUACACACAAAGAGUCAGAAGUAUGACAAGAAAAAUCCAGAGAAACCUCAGAGGUCCAGUAGAGAUGUGAUUGUGAAACUUGCUGAACUGGCUUUCAAACAGCUGAUGAAGGGUAAUUUGAUGUUCUAUGAAGAGGACCUGAUUGAGAGCGGCAUAGAAGUGACUGAUGCCUCAGUGUAUUCUGGGAUUUGCACUGAGAUCUUUAAGGAGGAAUCUGUGGUUCAUCAGAGAAACGUUUACUGCUUUAUACAUCUGAGCUUUCAAGAGUUUCUAGCUGCUUUAUAUCUGUUUUACUUCCAUGUAGUCAAGAAUGAGGAAUUGGUGACUUUGUUUCUAUAUGAAGGAUUGCAGGGGAAUAUUUAUGGAAGCUUUCUGUAUGAGCAAACAGUUGAUAAAUCCAUACAGAGUAAAAACGGACACCUGAAUCUUUUCCUGAGGUUUCUGCUGGGCGUCUCAUUGGAGUCUAAUCAGAGACUCUUACAGGAUCUAAUGACACACACAGUGAACUGCUCAGAGACCAUUAAGAGAAUCACACAGUACAUUAAAGACAAACUCAAGGGUGAUGAAGGUCUCUCAGCUGACAGAUGCAUCAAUCUGUUCCUCUGUCUGCUGGAAAUGAAAGAUCAGACUCUGUACAGAGAGAUUCAGGAGUUUGUGAAAUCAGAGAAUCACUCAGUAAAUCGAUUCUCUCCGUCUCAAUGCUCAACAAUUGCCUACAUGCUUCAGAUAUCAGAUGAGGUUUUGGAUGAGUUUGAUCUGAAGAAAUACAACACAUCAGAUGAAGGUAGAAGGAGACUGAUGCCAGCUGUUGUGAACUGCAGAAAAGCCUUACUUGCUGACUGUAAUCUCACUCCUCAGUACUGUAAAAGUUUGUCUUUAUCUCUACAAUCAUCAAACUCACUGAGAGAGCUGGACCUGAGUAACAAUGACCUGCAGGAUUCAGGAGUGAAGCUGCUCUCCGAUGGACUGAAGAGUUCACUCUGUCAACUCAAUAUACUCAGACUGUCUGACUGUAAUCUCACUGCUCAGUGCUGUGAAAGUUUGUCUUUAUGUCUGCAAUCCUCAAACUCCUCACUAAGAGAGCUGGAUCUAAGUCAUAAUAACCUGCAGGAUUCAGGAGUGAAGCUUCUCUCAGAUGGACUGAAGAGUUCACACUGUCAACUCAACAUACUGAGAUUAUCUGGCUGUAUGGUGACGGAAGAAGGCUGUUGUUUUCUGGCUUCAGCUUUAAGUUCAAACCCCUCACACCUGAGAGAGCUGGAUCUCAGCUACAAUCACCCAGGACCAUCAUUAGUCAAGCUGCUCUCUGAUCCAAACUACAGACUGGAAAAACUCAAUGUGGAUCAUGGAGGAGAGAUCAGAAUUACAACAGGAUUACAGAAAUAUGCGUGCGAUCUCACACUGGAUUUAGACACAGCGAACACCUUCCUAACUCUGUCUGAGGGGAACAGAAAGGUAACGUGUAUGAGAGAGAAGCAGUCGUAUCAUCAUUACCCAAACAGAUUUGAGUGUCAUCAGAUUCUGUGUAAAGAGAGUUUGUCUGGACGCUGUUACUGGGAGGCUGAAUGGAGCGGGGAGGACGUUUAUGUGUCCGUGACAUACAAAGGAAUCGGAAGGGAAGGAUGGAGUGAACACUGUUUGUUUGGGCACAACAAAAAGUCCUGGGGUCUGAAAUGUUUUAAAGAAGGUUUCGCUGUCUCUCACGAUAAUAAGCACAGAGUAAUAUCUGCUCCUUCGUGUCGUUCUAACAGAGUAGGAGUGUAUCUGAACUGGUCAGUUGGCGUUCUGUCCUUCUACAGCGUCUCUGACACACACACACUCACACACUUACACACGUUCAACACCACGUUCACUGAACCCCUCUGUGCUGGAUUUGGGUUUUAUAAUAUUAAUACUUCAGUGUCUCUGUGUGAGACCAAACACAUAACGGUGAGCAACAAGACACUCAGCUGAGUAAAGAAACGCUCACGUUAUCUUUCUUAGCUGUAAACUCUUUCUCUUUUAUACUUUUUAGUUGUGUGUGUGUGUGUGUGUGUAUAUACUGCAGAAACGCAUACAUUGGCUUUGAUCUAAAUUAGAAACACCACAGACUUGCAUUGUGUUUUUCUAAAGAUUUGAAUGCAGCUCAACAGGAGUUUUGUUUUUCUGAGCACCACCUGGAGGAAGGUUUUAAUCUCUCACAUGAAAAAACUCAUAGCAACUGCUUGCUCUGUUACUAUGGUAACUAGGGGUCAAUGCCCCUCCUAAAGUCAUUUGACUUGGGGGUAUACCUGAAGGGAAAACAUUCCCUGAGUUAAGGGAUUUAUUUAAGAGUGUUGCAACAAACAUCUUAACUGUCACCCUUACCAAAAUUAUAAGCGUUUCGCAGUAGUUCCUGGUAACAUGGCAGGGUGUGCAGCGGUUGCUAUAGUUACCACAUCCCACAAUUAACGUGUAUAUCUACGACAAUAAACAGAACAUAACAAAAUGCAAACCUAACAAGCUGUAACACAAUCAAAAAAACAAGCACAGACUGUUUCUGUGUUGCUUUCAGUUUCUAAAGUGAAAGCUCCCCGGCUGACCAAUGACAGAACAUUUACCAAAUGCAAAAAUUAACCCAUGUUUUGCCAACACACAGGUGGAUGCACAAGAAGAUAAUGCAUUACUAAAAUCCAAACAAUGAAGACAUGCAUUGUUUAUACUGUUAUUUAAUUAAUUGUAAUAAUACAUGUUUAAGUUGAUAUUAAUUCGCCUAAUAAAACACUGUUUAAGAUUACUUAAGGGAGCUGUUUUGAUCCCUUUCAUUUAUCAAGGGGAAAUGGUUACUAAGGACUUUGUAGAGAAACGUAAGAGAACACUUAAGCAAUUAAGAGAAGUUAAGGCUGUCACUUAAGCAUUUUCCUUAAGUAAACUCUUUUUUUCUUGGAACCCAUGUCUCAUUAAGGGUUUACACACUUAAUUGCAAAUGUUAACUGUUUUACAAUCAAAGUCAAUCUGGCUGUUCAAUACAGCUGAAGAUAUAGAUCACACUUGUGUUAGAUUUCGUCUUUGUUUGAUGAACUCUUAUGCUUGAAUAUAUUUAACGAUCGGCUUGUGUCUUAAGCUCAACAUUAUUUAUAGGCUGAUAUUUUUAUCUCAGAUAAUGGCUUUUCACCUGUUGCUUAAAUCUUGUGUCAUUUACCAGAAAACAGUUUAAUCAACUAUUAUAAUGAUAUAUACAUUUUAUUAGUAUUAGUGUUAUUAGUACAUGCAUAUAAUAAUUCAACAGUUAUUGUAAUCAAUAAUCGGUAAAAGUCUGUUUUCGUUUAUUUUUCUGAAUCAAUAUCACUCAAACACUAUUAGAGCAAUAAUAUGUAAAAUAUGUACGAAGCAUUUUAAAGUCUAGCAGUUUUACAGUUUCAAUAAAAACUAAAGCAAAGUAAA
This is a messenger RNA of Puntigrus tetrazona (Sumatra barb), 4788 nucleotides long. RefSeq names its product NACHT, LRR and PYD domains-containing protein 3-like. Gene Ontology annotation, molecular function: protein binding. The transcript is spliced from 9 exons. The record is from RefSeq and is a predicted model, not a curated record. NCBI's taxonomy places the organism in Eukaryota, Metazoa, Chordata, Actinopteri, Cypriniformes, Cyprinidae. The coding region runs from base 151 to 3339 and encodes 1062 amino acids.